GCAAUUUAUUCUCCUUUUAACAUUGCAGUGGGCACAAAGCUUAUCAGCACACAGCACACUGUUACUCACAAAAUUCCUGGCGCUGUGGGUAGAGGCUUAGCAGGAUCCCAAAACAUGGCUUUCCUCUGGGGCUGGCUGGCAAGUCAGGUCAGGAGUUUCAGGUUUCAGGGGGCGUUGCGUGUAGCACAGAGAUACGAGGCCCCGAGGAAUGGGGAGGGAACUGCACCCAAAACGGAAGGCGGCUAUCGGCGAAGGUAAACUUCCAGCCCAGCCGUCAAAGCCACCAGUGCAGUGCAGGGAUCAAAGCAAUCGCAACUACAAAGCUCUUUCGUCAAGCGAUGAUCAAGGGGGGGUUUCUUCGGGGAUUCAUUUUUACAGCCUGUUCGCACCCACAGCAGUCCAGGUGUUUAUCUUAUAGCUACGUCAGGGUUACAAGUGUUAAUCAGCAAUUACACAGGCGAACGUAUGUCUAUCAUAGUAAGUCACUCGAAGUUCAAUUCCUUAUCUAAGGGAUAUACACGUUCAGGAUAGUGGAGUAUGUGUCCUUAAUAUUACACUUCGAGCUUCAGGAAAGUUAACUCAAACGUUUAUAAACCUUCUUUAACAUUUUUAGACGUUUUUAAACAUUUCUAUAUAUUACUACAACACCCCUUCCCCCCCGCAGAAUCUGCCUCUAGGCUCCGGGGAGACCUUCAAGUCUGACUCCCUCCUGGCAUCUGGGAGCUGCCUGCACCUUGGGCCCCUCUGCCAGCUGGCACGGUCCUCACCACCACGCCUGCCCCUGCUGGGGCGCCAGGGGGUGGGACGAGCAGGGGACCCGGCUCCUGUGGCGAUGCUCCCUGCCUGUGUGGGUGGGUCUGAGUCAAGGCAGGGUCACUGAGCUCUGGCACCAGAGAGGACGGUGACCUGUGGCCGGGGCGGAGCCGACAAGGCGCCAUCAAUCACCUGGCCCGCCCCUCCCUCAGCAGAGCCUCCUGCCAGCUGCCCGCAGCCUCUUCGAGAGGAAGCUCUCUUGCUGCUGCCAUGCAGACCACACCUUGGACAGUGGCCGCUGGGCCGGAGCUGCACAGCCCCAAGGAGCCCGGGGAGCCACCGACCCCAGUGCCGGGCACUCGGCGGGCAAGCAGCGGGGAAGGGCCCAGCACCCAGCGUGAGGCCUUGAUGUCAGGCCUGGGCACCUUCCAGCGGGCCUUCUCCCGGGUGAGCCAGCGGGCCACGGGCCGGGCCUCGGAGGAGGACCCAGGCCUGCUCCGCCGCAGCUCCCGCUUCCUGUUCCGGUCCCUGCGACGCUCAAAGGACCACAGGCCGGCCGUGGACCAGGGCCAGGCCACUGCUGUGCCAGGGGCAGGCCACAGCCCCGAGGAGCCCUCCAGGGCCAUUGACGGCGUCGGCCAGCAGGCAUCCCCCAGGGAGGAGCCGGAGGAGCUGGAAUCUGAGGCAGGCAAGUCCGUGGCGGAUCUCAUCACCGAGUGGCAGCUGCUGGCGGCCUUCGAACAGCUGCAGCGCCUGGAGACGCGGCUGGUGACGGAGAAAGCGUCGCACACCUUCGAGCGGGACCCCACGGACUUCGCGCGGCGGGCCAUGGACGUGUGCCUGCAUUUCCAGGAGCUCGCGCGGGACGCGCGCGGCUGCGAGCAGCUCUACAUCCUGCUGGACUGGGCCGCCAAUGUCUACGGCAGUCCUAAUUUCCUGGGCGCCCCGGACCUGACUCUGUCCACGGAGCCGCUGCCCCCACUCCUGGCCCCAGAAGUGUGGGCCCAGCUGGAGAGCGAUUACACCAGCUUUCUAGAGACCAAGAUCGCCAGCUGCUUCGAGAGCAUCCUGCAGUUGGAGCAGAGCCGCUGGGCAGCCGCCGUGGACCCAGAGGUGCUGCAAGGCCGGUACCACUCGUCGCUGUCCAUCGACGUCCACAUGCUGGUGGCAGAGCACGUGAAGGCGGCGGGGGCCAUCUCCGCGGAGCUGGAGGCCACCACCUUGCGGAUCUGCGCGCGGGCGCUUGGCCUCUUCCUGCCCAGGUUUGAAAAGACUUUUCUGGAGUCGGAGGCGGUGAGCGAGCCGCACCUGGGCGCCUACAUCAACGCCUGCGAGGAGCUCAGGACCAACCUACUGGCCAGGUUCCCAGGAGCCUUCACGGAGCUGGAGCAGCCCCUCGUGGCUGCCACCUGCAUCUUCCAGAAGCGGCUGCUCCAGGGUUUGCAGCACAAUGUGCAGCCGCUCUUCAGGCUCCUGUGCACCAAGGCCUGGCUGACGCAGGACACGCUGCAGCCCCUCAUGGACAAGGUGGUGGCCUUCGCCGGCCACCUGGAGCGCGUGGCGCCACCUUGUGCGCAGGAGACCUGCAGG
Myotis brandtii (Brandt's bat) is the source of this 2343-nucleotide messenger RNA. RefSeq names its product exocyst complex component 3-like 4 (gene EXOC3L4). The annotation marks the transcript as partial. Gene Ontology annotation, cellular component: exocyst. The record is from RefSeq and is a predicted model, not a curated record. Lineage: Eukaryota; Metazoa; Chordata; Mammalia; Chiroptera; Vespertilionidae. Gene Ontology annotation, biological process: exocyst localization; exocytosis. Gene Ontology annotation, molecular function: SNARE binding. The transcript has 11 exons.